Messenger RNA from Jaminaea rosea, 927 nucleotides. RefSeq lists its product as hypothetical. Lineage: Eukaryota; Fungi; Basidiomycota; Exobasidiomycetes; Microstromatales. The record is from RefSeq and is a predicted model, not a curated record. Gene Ontology annotation, molecular function: L-cystine transmembrane transporter activity. The transcript has 2 exons. Gene Ontology annotation, biological process: L-cystine transport. The coding region runs from base 1 to 927 and encodes 308 amino acids. Gene Ontology annotation, cellular component: fungal-type vacuole; vacuolar membrane.
AUGUCCCUCCCAGGAUUCCUCUCCCUCCUCCUAGGUUGGAUCUACACUGCCCUUUGGUCCCUCUCCUUCUACCCGCAAGCCCUCACCAACCAGCGCCGGCAAUCCUCUCGCGGUUUCUCCACCGACUUUGCCUACCUGAAUCCUCUAGGAUUCUGGUGCUAUUCGGCCAAUCAGCUUGCGCUUCUUCUCAAUGAGGCAGUCAGGAAGGACUAUCGGGAUGGGCAUAAAGGGUUGGACCCGACGGUCCAGUGGAACGAUGUAGCUUUUGCUGUGCAUGCUGCUAUCGUCAGUACUUUCACAUUGGGGCAGAAGGUAUGGUUUGGAGCUAGGCAAGCCAAGCAGGAGCGCGAGAGAAGGGAGUGCCUUGGCGAGCAGACGCAGGAGCAAGGCCAAGGUAGCGAGAGCGGGCAUGACGGCUCGUCGGAGGCAGCCAUUACUGAGGAAGGCUCUUCGCGUCUCCCUUCACGCCCGGCCCUCAUUACCAUCUCUCUCAUCCUCCUUACCAUCCUCCUUACCACGCUCCUGUCCCUCUCUCACGCAUUUGGCGUCCGCUCGUUUGCCGUCGUGGAUGUUCUGGCCGCAGCAAAGCUGUACAUUACCUUGACUAAGUGGAUUCCGCAGGUCGUCCUCAACUACCGACGUAAGAGUACCAUCGGAUUCAACGUGCAUAGUAUCACCCUGGACAUGGCCGGGGGCGUAUUGAGCUUUGCUCAGCUCUGCAUUGAUGCGCGAUGGAUCCAGGGAAGCUGGGAUGGCGUGACGGGAAAUCCAGGAAAGCUCGGUAUCUCGCUGUUCUCUCUGGCCUUUGACAUCAUCCUCAUGACGCAGCACUACAUCCUCUAUCGCAAUGCCAAGGAGGAUAACGUCGAGGACGAGCCUCGCGCUCAGCAGGGCAGCGACGAGCGCACGCCACUGUUGCGCGAGUAA